CCGGCCAUGAGGAGGGACGAGCGAGACGCCAAAGCCAUGCGGUGCCCGCCGCCGCCGGACGCCGCCUCGCCCCCCGAGAGCCUGCGGAACGGCUACGUGAAGAGCUGCGUGAGCCCCCUGCGGCAGGACCCGCCGCGCGGCUUCUUCUUUCACCUCUGCCGCUUCUGCAACGUGGAGCUGCUGCUGCCGCCGCCGGCCUCCCGGCAGCCGUGCCGCGGCUCCCCCUGUUCCCGGGCGCGCCUCUUGCUGGGCGCCCUGGCCGCCUUUGUCCUCGCCCUGCUGCUCGCCUCGGGGCGCGAGGGCUGGGCUGCACGGGCCGCCGCGCUGCGGACCCUGCUGCGCGUCUGCUCGCACAGCCUCAGCCCGCUCUUCAGCAUCGCCUGUGCCUUCUUCUUCCUCACCUGCGUCCUCGCCCGGACCCCGCGGGGCCCCGGGCCGGGCCGGGGCGGCGGCGGCGACUCCUGGUGGCUCCUGGCGCUGCCCGUCUGCUGUUACCUGGGGGACCUGUUGGUGUGGCCGUGGUGGUCCUGGCCCGAGGGGGACGGACGCGCCGGGGCCCCCGCGCCCCCUUCGCCCACGGCGGUGGCGGGCAGGUUGUUCUUGGUGCUGAGCCUCGUGGGCUUGCUGAUGCUCGCGUGGCCCGGGAGGCUCCAGCACAGCUCCGUGGUGCUGCUCUUCUCCAGCUUCGUCUGGUGGGUCUCCUUCACCAGCCUCGGGGCGCUGCCCGCUGCCCUCCGGCCGCUGCUCUCCUGCCUGGUCGGGGGCGCCGGCUGCCUGCUGGCCCUGGGGUUGGAUCACUUCUUUCACCUCAGGGAAGCGCCUCAUCAUCCUCGGCUGUCCGCAGCCGGGGAGGAAAAAGUGCCUGUGAUCAGACCCCGCAGGAGGUCGAGCUGCGUGUCGUUCGGAGAAAGUUCAGCCAGUUACUCUGGAGGUUGCAAAAUGUUCAGGAGACCUUCGCUGCCUUGCAUUUCCAGAGAGCAGAUGAUUCUUUGGGAUUGGGACUUAAAGCAAUGGUAUAAGCCUCAUCAGAAUUCUGGAGGUGGAAGUGGAGUUGAUCUUUCUGUUCUAAAUGAGGCACGCAAUAUGGUGUCAGAUCUUCUGAUUGAUCCAAACCUUCCCCCACAAGUCAUUUCUUCUCUCCGGAGUAUCAGCAGCUUGAUGGGUGCUUUCUCAGGUUCCUGUCGGCCAAAGAUUAAUCCUCUCACACCAUUUCCUGGAUUUUAUCCCUGCUCUGAAAUAGAGGACCCAGCUGAGAAAGGAGAUCGAAAACUUCACAAGGGACUAAACAGUAGGAAUAGUUUGCAAACUCCACAGCUGAGGAGGAGCUCAGGAACUUCAGGUCUGCCACUUAUUGAACAGUCUUCGUCAAGGUGGGAACGCAAUAAUGGCAGAAGGCCUCAGCAAGAAUUUGGCAUUUCAAGUCAAGGAUGCUAUCUAAAUGGGCCUUUCAGUUCAAAUCUACUGACAAUCCCGAAGCAAAGGUCAUCUUCUAUAUCGCUUUCUCACCAUAUAGGUCUCAGAAGAGCUGGUGCUUUUUCCAGCCUAAGUCCUGUGAAUUCUCCCAGUUAUGGACCGGUGUCUGCUGGUUCUCUAACUAAUCGAUCACCUAUAGAAUUUCCGGAUACUGCUGAUUUUCUUACUAAGCCAAGAGCUAUUUUACAGAAAUCUCUGGGCAGUGCACCCAGUUCACCAGAUUUUUAUCAACAACUUAAAAAUUCUGAUAGCAACUUGUGUAACAAUUGUGGACAUCAGAUACUGAAAUAUGUUUCAACUUCUGAAUCAGAGUCUGGUACAGAUUGCCACAGUGGAAAAUCAGGUGAUGAAGACAACACCAUUUUAUCAAGAGAAUCAUUCAACCUUGCAGAAGCUCAACAAAAAGAAGAAACUGAAAAGAGAGACUGUAGAAAAUUGUUUUUGGAAGGUGAUAAUCACCUAACAGAAGCAACACAGAAUGAACAGCAACUGAAUAUUGAACAGGAAUCACCACUGGACCUGAUUUUAAUAGAAGAUUUUGACUCAUUAAUAGAAAAGAUGAGCAAUUGGAAUUUUCAAAUUUUUGAAGUUGUACAAAAGAUGGGGGAAAAGUCAGGAAGGAUCCUCAGUCAGGUCAUGUAUACGUUGUUUCAAGACACUGGUUUAUUGGAAAUAUUUAAAAUUCCCACUUCACAAUUCAUGAACUAUUUUUGUGCAUUAGAAAAUGGCUAUCGAGACAUUCCUUAUCACAAUCGUAUACAUGCCACAGAUGUCCUUCAUGCAGUUUGGUAUCUGACAACACGGCCAAUUCCUGGCUUACAGCAGAUCCACAAUGAUCAAGGAACAGGAAAUGAAACAGAUUCUGAUGAUAGAAUUAACCCUGAGCGAAUUGCCUACAUUUCUUCAAGGAGCUGCUCUAUUCCAGAUGAGAGCUACGGUUGCCUCUCUUCAAACAUUCCUGCAUUAGAAUUGAUGGCUUUAUAUGUGGCAGCAGCCAUGCAUGAUUAUGAUCACCCAGGACGGACAAAUGCAUUUCUGGUGGCAACAAAUGCCCCUCAGGCAGUUUUAUACAACGACAGAUCUGUUCUGGAAAAUCAUCAUGCUGCGUCAGCUUGGAACCUAUAUCUUUCUCGCCCAGAAUACCACUUCCUUCUUAAUCUUGAUCAUGUGGAAUUCAAGCGCUUUCGUUUUUUAGUCAUUGAAGCAAUCCUCGCCACAGAUCUUAAAAAGCAUUUUGACUUCCUUGCUGAAUUCAAUGCUAAGGCCAAUGAUGUAAAUAGUAAUGGUAUAGAAUGGAAUAAUGAAAAUGACCGCCUCUUAGUGUGCCAGGUGUGCAUCAAACUGGCAGAUAUAAAUGGCCCAGCAAAAGCUCGUGACUUGCAUUUGAAAUGGACGGAAGGCAUUGUCAAUGAAUUUUAUGAGCAGGGAGAUGAAGAAGCAAAUCUUGGUCUACCCAUCAGUCCCUUCAUGGAUCGUUCUUCUCCUCAACUGGCAAAACUCCAAGAAUCGUUUAUCACCCACAUAGUGGGACCCCUGUGUAACUCCUAUGAUGCUGCUGGUUUGCUACCUGGGCAGUGGAUAGAGGCAGAAGAGGAUGAUGAUACUGAAAGUUGUUUCGAUGAAGAAGAUGGUGAAGAGUUAGAUACAGAUGAAGAAAUAGAAGAUAACCUAAGUCCUAAACCACAAAGGAGGAAAAGUAGACGGCGAAUAUUUUGUCAGCUAAUGCAUCACCUCACAGAAAACCACAAGAUAUGGAAGGAGAUCAUAGAAGAAGAAGAAAAAUGUAAAACUGACGGGACUAAACUGCAGGUGGAAAAUUCUUCCUUACCUCAGGCAGAUGAGAUUCAGGUCAUUGAAGAAGCCGAUGAAGAGGAAGAGAGACAGUCGGAAUAGAGGACAGGGCGGGCUGGAGAAGCCCCAGGGCGGAACUUAGCGUCAGAAACCCUCGCCUAGUGUUCACCGCUCGACGUUCAGCUGACCAUUCCUAUAUGGCCGAGCCUUAAUGCUGGGAGAGGAUCCUCGCUGUGCUGGCCUUUCCCCUACUACUGUGCACUUUCACCACAUGGACUCGAAGAUUAUUUGUAGAACUUGACUUCAGUUGACUCACGUUGAAAAGCCCUCACUUACUGCCGUCACUGGUGUAUACAUACUUUGUCACGAUACCGCUUUGCUGGGUAGUAAGCUUUUCAGGAGGGGUAGCCAUAGCUGAAAGCUCAAGUGACUGACUUCAGAUUCCAGAGUGGCCAAAACUUUUUGUUUUCAUGAAACAGAUUCAUAUUGUAUAUUUCCAAAUGUGUCUUUUGUCUUUGAAUGUCUGUGGGGGGAAAAAAAUAAGUCUGUGCCUAUCUCAAAAGGAAUCCAGUGUUGCCUUUCUGAGGGAUCUGUUCAAUGCAAUACACUGUUUAGUGCUGUCCUCCCAGGUGGGUUUAUCCAUGAAGGACUGAGUGACCUUUGUUAUAUUUAACAAAAUCCAGGUGCAUCAAUUUCUGAUGCUUUUUACUGUUAUGUAUUAUCUACUAUGUUGUGUUUGAUUUCUUUUCAGAGUAUUCAGGUUUGUCAUGGAUAUCAGAAGUCUGAAUUCCAGCCUUACUGACUUUAUAUUUUAUGGUUGAAUUUUAAACUGUUUGGGUUUAACAAUGAAGGGUUUCACUCUUUAGUCAAAACUUCUUAUUUUUACUCUUGCUCAGGAUUAGUAUUUUUAACCUUAGUUUAAUACAAACACAGCAUAGAUUUGUCAUAGAUUUGUCAGAAGAAAAAUUUUUGUCCUAAUAUUGAUGUUGACCUCUUAAGAAAUGAACAUUAUUUUCUCUCUUCCUAGAUAGAUUUGGGAUUCAUUAAAGCCAAAGGAAAGGAGAUACCUGUCUUUUGCCUUAACGCAAAAUCAAAUAAAACUAAUCCUAUUAAGAUAAAGAAUAAAAAAAAGUGUGAGCUCUAAAGGACACAUGCAUUGAAUAAAUAAUUGGAAUGUGUGCUUAUCUUUAGAUCCUUAUCUUAGUUCUCAUAGGUAAGUUAUUGUAAAACUGAUGUUCAUCAAUCUAUUAAUUACCUUCUGUCUCAAGCUACAUGACAGAAAUGACCUAUGACUACUUUUUGAGCCCAUCUGCAAAUCUAAUUUCUAAGGCCAAGUAAAUAGUGGGAAUACUUAAUAAAUUUUAUAUAACAAAUCUAAAUAUUUUGGUAAAUCAUUUCACCCAAAAGCAUCUUACUAAAUAAACACAUUAAGGUAAUGCAAAGAAAGUUGAUCAUAUUUACAAUGUCUUUAGGGUUCAGAUAUGUAACAUAUUUACAAAAAAUAUUUGAACUAUAAAGAACAGCUAAAAUUGAAAAUGGUAAGACUGAGUUUCCAUUAUUGUUGAAAUAUUUAUUAUAUCUUAUAUUUUGGAUUUGUGCAGCUUUUGUAGACAGUGAAAUAAAUUUUCAAAGUUACUCCUUUAAAGUAUGAUGUCAGCAGGUACUUUCUUACCUGUCAGCAACUUCUUACCUACCUAAAGAAUUUGGCUUAUCUGAAACAUAUCAAUUACAGAUCUAUUCAAGUAUUAGAAGUUUUGAUCCUGCAUAAUAUUUAAUGAAUCACCAAGUUUUAUUUAUUAGACAAUGUUAAAUGCUGAUUUCCUUCCUGCUUUUGCUACUAUUGCCACAUCAUUUGUAAACUGGUCCCACAUGACUAAUAAAAUUUUAACUAAUUUAUUUAGUCUGCACAAAUAAUGCGUAUAUCCUGUGCUUCUAUUUCUCUAGGUCACUAUUUGCAUCCUGUAUAAGUACUCAGCUAUUGCUUUCUCUCCUGCAAAAUACAAAUAGGUAUAGGUGUAUAAAUUCACAUAUGUAUGUGUAUGCAUCAAAUUUCCAUACUUUUAUUAAAGUUUUGUAUUGGGGUUAUUUAGUGUGUAUUUUCUCAAAAGGAGCAUGCUUUAAUUCCAUUAAAGAUACUAUUACUUAGAACUCAUUUUAAAAUAACCCUUCAAUUAUUUAAGCUUUACUAAAUAAUUGACAUACAGUAAAAUAUCCCAAACACUAAAGUAUCCUUGCUGAAACUUAAAUUCAUAAAUUGUAAGAAAGGAGCAUGAGGACACAUUAAGUAUAUAUAAAUGCUAUUAGAUGGAAUCUUAUGCACACUGC
Messenger RNA from Talpa occidentalis (Iberian mole), 5589 nucleotides. It is a transcript of the gene PDE3B, whose product is annotated as phosphodiesterase 3B. Gene Ontology annotation, biological process: signal transduction. Gene Ontology annotation, cellular component: membrane. NCBI's taxonomy places the organism in Eukaryota, Metazoa, Chordata, Mammalia, Eulipotyphla, Talpidae. The record is from RefSeq and is a predicted model, not a curated record. Gene Ontology annotation, molecular function: protein kinase B binding; 3',5'-cyclic-AMP phosphodiesterase activity.